This is a messenger RNA of Austrofundulus limnaeus, 1957 nucleotides long. It is a transcript of the gene nkd2b, whose product is annotated as NKD inhibitor of WNT signaling pathway 2b. Gene Ontology annotation, cellular component: cytoplasm. Lineage: Eukaryota; Metazoa; Chordata; Actinopteri; Cyprinodontiformes; Rivulidae. Gene Ontology annotation, biological process: negative regulation of Wnt signaling pathway. The transcript is spliced from 10 exons. The coding region runs from base 286 to 1605 and encodes 439 amino acids. Gene Ontology annotation, molecular function: calcium ion binding. The record is from RefSeq and is a predicted model, not a curated record.
GUGUUAAAGCCCUUCACGUCAGUUAGUAGUAAAGUCUGGAGGCAGCGAGUGACCCGCCUCCGUCUCGUAGAUCAUUUAAUAGAUUUAACUUCUCAAAUCGAUUAAAUACCGGAAGACGCUUUAAUGARGACGCGUUUUACGAGCCGUCUUUAGGGUAUAGUUGGACUUUUUCUUCUUGCUGAGCAAACGAUGUGACCAUCAUCAYAAUCAUGUAGAGUGGUUUAUCCUCCCUGGAUUUCGGAGUACCUUUUUUUUACACAACUGAAGAAGAAGAGGAGCUGAGGAAUGGGCAAACUUCAGUCCAAACAUGCGUGCAAGCGCAGAGAAAACCCCGAAGGAGACAGUUUUGUGAACGCCUUCCUCCGGAGAGGGAUGGAGGAAUGUGAGAGGUUCAACACGGAUCACAAGCUGAAGAACAUUCGGAACUGUGAGCUGAAGGAAGGACAACUCGCAGAUCAACAUUGUCCCCUAGAGGUGGUUCUUCCUCCGGAGAAGGCCGAGGGCUGCGAGAGCUUCCUUCACCCGGAGGACGGAGACAAGGAGACGCUCCGAGACGCCGCCAAGGCUUCAGGAAAGAAACGCAUCAGCCUCAAUGAUGUGGAGUGUGACGUUUCCAUAGAGGACGACAACCGUCAAGAGUGGAUCUUCACUCUGUACGACUUCGACAACAGCGGCAAAGUUACCAAAGAGGACAUGUCCAGUUUGAUGCACACCAUCUACGAUGUGGUGGACGCGUCUGUCAAUCACUCCUGCCACAACAAAAGCAAGACCCUGCGCGUUAAACUGACCGUCACUCCGGAGCCGAGGUGCCACAGACGAGAAACGGGAGCAGAGCGCUGUCACCACGAGGAGGGUCGUCCGUCUGACAAGCGGCUGUCCUCGUACCUCAGCAGCAAGGGGCAGAGCAGCGAGCCUCCUGCCACCGAGGGCCAGCAUUACUGUGUGGACGAGAACACGGAGAGGAGGAAUCACUACCUGGACCUGGCCGGUAUCGAGAACUACACCUCCAGAUUCGAAGGAACUGGCCCCGUCUUCCCGCCUCAGGAGCCCCAGGGUCGGAGCUCCCACAGCCAGAGUCGCUCCCGCUCCCAGGAGCCGGAGGCUCCGGCCGUCCACCACCGGCGUUCGCAGGUCAUCGGCGACGGCUACAACGCCGUAGAGGGGCGGAGCAAAGGCACGUCGUUCCUUAAAUCCCCCAAAGGAACCUACAAGGGGAGCGGAGGGAACGGCGGGGGCAAGUCCACUAAGUGCCACGGAUACAACCCCCCUGUGCAGACGGUCCUGCACGGCGGUCAGGACGUCUACCACUUGCCACACCAAGCUCCGCCCCCCGGCCAUCACCAGCACCCUCUGCAGCACAGCCACAGCAAGCGGCUGAAGGCCAGAGCUCGAGAGUCCAUGUCGCCGUCCAAAACGCCCCUCCUGCCUCCRUCCCACCCCCAGCAGCAGCCGCCCCCCGUCGCCCCAGUGCCGCCGAGCCUGGAGCAGGCCAACGGGCCGCCGGGGAGUCCCGGGUUCGUGGUUCCCGUGGUGCAGCGCCACGAGCAUCACCACCACCACGAGCACCACCAUCACCACCACUAUCACCACUACCACCAGACAUGACAGCCUCCCGCAGCGCUGCGGCUGAGUCUGCUCAGGACCAACCACGGCGUCUGAAGGACGUCUGAAGGACGUCUGAAGGACGUCUUCAUCCCGCGGGAACACAGCGCCGAGCUUCCUGUGGAAACGAUACAUCCCGAGGAGACAAAACUCUGACAGAAGGUUCUUCAGUACCACACAAUUUUUCUGUGUUUUUAUAGUUUUUUUUACAUGAAUACCUAAACUCCUUCACACACAUAUUUACAGAGGCAGACAGUAGACAGAACAGGUCAGAUAAAUGUGCUUUGAAGCUGUCAAAUAAAAGUCCUCCAAGCUACAGUUUCCGUCAGAAAAGCUGUUCUGUGCGAGACGUUUC